AUGAGAGGAGGGCCUGUGGGAGAGCGGCAACGACGCUCUCACAAGAAGUCGAGGGCAGGUUGUGAGGAUUGCAAGAAACGGCACUAUAAGUGCGAUGAAGCGAAGCCCUCAUGUGGUGGAUGUACCAAGAGGAAGGUCGAGUGCAGCUUCAUAAUAGCUCAGAGCCCUGCUUCGGAUGUGUCUGUCAACACCAAGGUGUUCAAUGCCAUCUCACACAAUAUUACAGAUCACAAUAAAGACCCAGUCUCACCGUUGCCCAUGGCGGAUCUUGAAAUCUAUCACCAGGGAUUGACAAGUACUCAGUAUUCCAUUACGCCGGACUCAAAGCCAAGCAAGGAAGAAAGUGGACUCUCUCUUCGGUUUCCAUAUCUGAUGCAUUCAAACCUAGCAUUAGCAGCGCUACACCUAUAUUCUGAACAGCCUCAUCGACCAGAGCUACUUUCUAGAGCAGCUGCUCAUCAACACGCUGCAUUGUCUCAAGUACGGCCUCAUAUAAUCGACGUAACGGCCGAACACAGUCAAGCAAUACUAGGUUUUGCUGCCACCACUUCUAUAUUCGCACUUGCUGAACCUGCAUACGACCCACGAGGUCUUGGCUUAGUCCGCGAUCCUGUCGAUGAACUGCUCAAUUCCUUCCAUCUUGGCAUAGGAAUCAAAACCAUCCUCAAGCAAAAAUGGGAUGUGCUCCAGCACAAAGAAAGUAUUCAANAGGUUACCGUGCAGCUUCCAGACUACACUGCACUCAAGGCUACACUAGAGGAUAGAUACCAUGUAUACCCGACCUUGCGCAACGUCGUUGCACAGAACUGUCAAGAUGACGAGGCGAUCGCUUGCCUGGCCGCUGUCGAAACUCUGUUCUUCUACAUGGCCAUCUUGGAGACAAACCAGCAUGAUAAUCCAGGACCGAUGUAUAUCCAGAUGUGGCCUUUGAACGUCGGCACACUCUUUCUCAACAUGCUUGCGGACCGACAUUCUGUUGCUCUCCUUGUGUUGGCUUAUUAUGCCGCGCUCAUGAGACUGAGAUCCAACACUUGGUGGCUGGAACGAUGGCCAUCAGCUAUCCUUCACCACGUCGCUUCGAUUCUGGAUCCUGCGCUGGCUGUACACCUUGACUGGCCCAGAUUGAAGAUUCUCCAGCUGGAUCAGGCAUUUCCCUCGCCUUUAGAAUUGAAUGCUACCUGA
Aureobasidium vineae is the source of this 1182-nucleotide messenger RNA. Lineage: Eukaryota; Fungi; Ascomycota; Dothideomycetes; Dothideales; Saccotheciaceae. The record is from the annotation of a GenBank genome assembly.